Molecule: messenger RNA, 2128 nt
Organism: Coffea eugenioides
Lineage: Eukaryota; Viridiplantae; Streptophyta; Magnoliopsida; Gentianales; Rubiaceae
Product: kinesin light chain 3
Exons: 18
Coding region: 124-1803 (559 amino acids)
Molecular function (GO): protein binding
Source: RefSeq, a predicted model, not a curated record
UUGAUCAAUAAACGACAUAAACUUCAAAAUCUUUAUCUGGAAAAACCAAAAAUUGACCAAAUAAUCUAUCUGCAGAGGUUUCUCUAAUUAUACCCAAAACUUUAGUUUUCUAUUAACCAGACGAUGUCUUCCUUCGGCCAAGCAGCAGUUAAUUUGCUGAGAAAGCUCCGGAAUUCUCCUUAUGCUCGCUCUACCUUUCCAUUUUCAAGAAAGCCCACGAAUUAUUUGCCGGUUCCAGGAAGGCGAAAAUAUUUUGCUGAAAAUGGUUUUGGAGAUUAUGGCAAGAGUGGGCAGCAUAAGGAAACCUUUCAAUGGAUUCUUCUGUCUGGUCAAGCUGCAAUAUUUCUUGGGAUCAAUGGAACCCCAGCCUUGGCAGAUGAUUCUUCAAUUCAGUUAAGUUCUGAAAAUACAAGCGGUCCCGAGAUAGCUGAUUUGCACCGAGUUGAGGACGGUUCUGUGGUGUCUAACAUACAUACUUCUAAAUGGAGAGUUUUUACAGAUAAUGCAAGGGACUUCUUUUUGCAGGGAAAACUGGAUGAAGCCGAAAAGUUGUUUCUUUCUGCAUUACAAGAAGCUAAAGAGGGGUUUGGCAAGAGAGACCCACAUGUUGCAUCGGCAUGCAACAACUUGGCAGAAUUAUAUAGAGUUAAGAAGGAACUUAAUAAAGCUGAACCUUUAUAUUUGGAAGCUAUCAGUAUACUUGAGGAGUCAUUUGGACCUGAUGACAUAAGAGUUGGGGCUGCCCUUCACAACCUUGGCCAAUUCUACCUAGUCCAGCGGAAAUUGGAAAAAGCUCGUGCUUGCUAUGAGCGUGCUCUAAAGAUAAAGAGGCGUGUUUUGGGAGAGGGCCACCCAGACCAUGCUGAUACAAUGUAUCAUCUUGGAACUGUAAUGUUUCUUGAAGGAAAAGAGAAGGAUGCUGAGGCUUUGGUUCGAGAUUCUGUUCGAAUACUUGAGGAAGCUGGGCUAGGGGAAUCAUUUACAUGUCUCAGGAGGCUGCAAUAUCUUGCUCAGAUCUACAUAAUGUCCAACCAAAUUGCAGAAGCUGAGAAUAUACGGAGAAAGAUCUUACACAUGAUGGAAGUAUCAAAGGGUUGGGCUUCCUUGGAUACUGUAAUUGCUGCAGAACGCCUUGCCCUGACUCUUCAAUCAGUUGUAAACUUAAAGGAAGCAGAAGAGCUCUUAGAAAGAUGUCUUGAUGCCAGAAAAACCUUACUUCCUGAAGACCAUAUUGAGACUGCUGCAAAUAUGCUCUACAUUGCUAGGGUGAAAACGCUCAAGUCUAACCAGCUAAGGAAGAAAAAUGUUCCUCAAGCAGUGGAAGAGCUGGAGAGGGCAAAAGGCCUUUUAAGUAAUUCAAUAAGGGUAGCUCGAAAAGUUCUGGUUCAAUUAAGAAAGCAGAAUAGAAACCAGCAGCCCCGUGGAGUGGUCCGAAACAUUGCCAAAAAUGAGCAUUCAGCAAUGUUAAUACUUUUGCAGUCACUUAAUGCACUUGCAUCAUUGGAGAUCACCAAGCUAGAACUGCAGGAGUCUAUGGACGAAGAUCGUCCUGUCUUUGAGGCUGAGAAAAUUCUUCACGAAUGCAUGUCUACUUUUAAGGAGUUUGGCACCGAGACGUCCUUGUCUAGUUCUCCUGAGGUAAAAACCGAGUACCUCUCGUGCUUGAAGCAUCUACUCGCUUUGAUAAAUGAUAACUCAACAGCAAGCGUUAAGCAAUCCAGAAAGGCUGCUUUGGAAGAGUUGAAAGACGAAAUCAAGCAUGUAGAAGUUGAAAUUUCAGCCACCAGAAAACGUAGAAGUUAAAUUUGUUUGUACAUGAUGUAAGUUCAGUCACUGGCAUCUGCAGAUUCAAAGAAUGUUCCAGCAGAGUUUAACAUGCAGUUGAAGUCCUCAGAAUUGUGCUAGCUGUUCAGCUAAAAAGAACGCACAACGUGCGUAUAGUUCUCUUUGUUGGAUUUCCGCAGUUUUGCUUUUGUAGCUCAAUUGCAAUUGGUAGUUUUGAUUCCUAUUCUUUUGAAGGUUUACAGGGUUUGCUUCGAUAGGUAUUCUGUACAGAUAUUUUUACUCAGAAUGUGAAGUACAUGGUGACUGAAAUUCCAGAGCUCUCCAGCUUAUGCUCAUUUUAACA